CACACACACACACACACACACACACUGUGCGCAGACAGCUCGUAUGUGUGUUGCGGCGUCGUGUAGAAAAGAAACGGGAGCUCGACCUUGAGCUGACAGAUUGAGACGCCGUCAUCAUCCUCAUCAUCAUCCUCAUCAUCCCGAGCUCCGGUUCAGCGCGUGUGAAGCUCGGCUGGCACUUCCUGGGGUGUAAGGGACUGAGCAGCUGUCACGAUGGAUGCCCAAUCACAAGGUCAGCAGCCGCCAGUGCCAGUGAUUCAGCCACAGAAAAUCCAACAGGACAUGGGCUAUACUAAUUUAGCCAAUUUUGCCAUUGAAAAGAAGAUUGGAAGAGGACAGUUCAGUGAGGUUUAUCGAGCCACAUACAUGCUACAUAAUACACCAGUAGCUCUGAAAAAAGUACAGAUAUUCGAGUUGAUGGAUGCCAAAGCUCGGCAAGAUUGCAUCAAAGAAAUAGAUCUCCUGAAGCAAUUGAACCACCCGAAUGUAAUUAAAUACCAUGCGUCAUUCAUUGAAGAGAACGAGCUAAAUAUAGUACUGGAACUUGCAGACGCCGGGGACCUCUCACAAAUGAUAAAGCAUUUCAAGAAACAAAGACGGCUGAUUCCCGAGAAGACAGUAUGGAAGUACUUUGUUCAGUUGUGUAGUGCACUGGAGCACAUGCACUCCCGUCGUGUCAUGCACAGAGACAUAAAACCCGCUAAUGUCUUCAUCACAGCCACUGGAGUGGUGAAACUGGGCGACCUGGGCUUGGGACGCUUCUUCAGUUCCAAAACCACCGCAGCUCAUUCUCUAGUGGGCACCCCAUAUUACAUGUCUCCCGAGCGAAUACACGAAAAUGGAUAUAACUUCAAAUCUGACAUCUGGUCGCUAGGCUGCCUGCUCUAUGAGAUGGCCGCCUUGCAGAGUCCAUUCUACGGGGACAAAAUGAACCUCUACUCCCUGUGUAAAAAGAUUGAGCAGUGUGACUACCCCCCACUACCGUCUGACCAUUACUCUGAAGAGCUGCGAAAACUGGUAGAUAUGUGCAUCAACCCAGACCCAGAGAAAAGGCCUGACAUCACCUACGUGUACAACGUCGCCAAACACAUGCACGCCCUGACGAUCGCAAACUGAGUCUGCUGUCCACUUCCUGUUGCUCCGACUUUUGAAGGCCUUUGUCUGGCCUGUAUUUUUGCCAGCCUUUUCCACAAAUGUCAUUUAAUAUGCUUGUUUUCCUCCAACAUAAUGCAAUUUGGCUAUCAACAUGAGAGAGGCAUCUUUCAGUAUAAAAAGAAUUACGACAUACUGUAAAGAGCACAAAGCACCAUGCAACGCCUUUUGGUUUAUUAACAAAACUGUUAACAAUAGAAAUAAAUCAAAUGCAUGAGGUGACCAAGGCAAAAUAAAUCCUUUUACCUUUUAAAUAUAGCACUCCUAAGGGGGAAAAUCAGUGUAAACUGGUUUGACUUGAUUUUGUUCUUUUCAAGUUUGGUACAAUGCAAUGAUUGCGAUUUGUUUUUUCGCCUGUCACCACAUUAGCACAAAAAGCAAAUCAGAUAUGACUUUUCACAAUCCCAUAACACCCCUUCCAAGAACUCUUUUACAGCAAAACUUUACAAGAAGACUGAAAAACAUCUCUAUAAAAAGAGAACUAAAUUCCCCUUAAAAAGCAAGUUUCUACUUUUGAAAUUUUAGAGGUUUGUCAUUGUAGUAAUAGAGCAUGAGAUCAUAGCGGUAUAUGUUGCAGUUUCCAUGGGCUAAAUAACUAGUCCAUCUCUAAAACUUAGCAGACUUUAGAUUUCAGUGCAUCCCACUGUGAUACCUUAGAAAAUAUACUUUCACUCAAAGCAUUAAGAACCUCGAUUUUGCGUCCAAAUGUUCAGAGCAUUUUUUGUUUGUUUUCUGACUGGCCCUCCUAUACCUUGAACACAUUUAUUGCAAUGCUUUCUGGGAGUAUCUCUUUAAAUGAAAAGAUGAAACCCUUGAAAUCCUCUUCAUAAAUGAAAAGAGACCUUGCACCAAUGUAGUUUUUAUUUCUACAAAAUGCAUUAAAUGAUAAAAUGAUAGUUCACAUUCAGUGGGUAUCAUACAAUGCAUUCUGGAUAAAGUCCGGUUUAAAAGUCAAAUUCUUCCCGUGUCAGCACAUAGUAUCCGCACCUCGGUGGCUGCUACUUGAACUGUAGUGAAUGAUGAAUUCAACGGCCUUGCAUGUAAUGCAGUAACUUAUAAAUAUUCACAUAUCCUAUGUGCCUUUAGAUUCUUGAGAGUGCCUUGUUCUGUAUUUGUCUUUGAAAAACGUGCCUUUACAAACCAAAUAGUUUGAUUUCAUGAAUGAUGUUGCAUUUACAUCAAUAAACAAUGCUUAAAACCCAAUAAUAGUGCUGGGUAAAAAUAUUGAUUUUCCAAUGAAUCAUGAUCUUCAUUUAAACGAUGCCGAUAUGAUUUUUUUAAAUCCCAAGAUCAAUAUUUUACUUGUGAUUCAAAGUUUAUUUAAAUUUUGUUGAUUAUUAUAUCUGUUAAAUAAUGGAAAUUGAUCUGCAUAGUUUUGGUCCUGUUGUCGAUUUCUAAAAUGUACCAAAUAAGAAGGUUCCCUAUAUAAUUUACAAAAUUAGCUAAGGAUUUCUUUCAUGUGUAAGCAGAAUUGGAAAAUGAUAUGGAAAAUAUGGCUACAUGAAUCAGAAGUGAUUCAAAAUGUAUGGAAAUGGGAAAUUAAUCAAUAGCUUAUAAAGCAGAAUUGAAUCAAAUUCGGGAAAUCUGUAUCUAUAUCUAGCCCUACCCAAUUACACAAAACAAGCUAGAAAAGUGUUUCAUGUUGCCUAUUUGUUUUAUUAAAAAUGGGAGCGAUUGGCAACAAUUAUAAUAAUCAUUUGAGUUGGUUUACAUGUAAUAUCGCAGUAAAUUUAUCAGUAUGUUUAGUAGGUCUAUUUGUAACUAUGUACGUUUACGAGUGUUUUUGAAAUUCAAUUGAAUUUUAGUUAUUGAGUCAUCAAGUAAGUUUGGCCUUGUACAAUUCUGAUAUGUUCACUUUGAAAAACCUUUUGACCUCUUCCAGACUUUAAUCUGUAUGCUCUUAAACUGCUAUCCAGAAUGUGGCUUGUGAUCUAUGGCAGACACUAAAUUACACAAGCAUAUGAAGUUUAACUGAACAGACAGAAGCUUUUGUGCUGCACCCUUUGCAUACUGUAUGAUACCUGAUUUGCUGUGAUAGUACCAAUUAUAAAAAGGUAUUUGUUUUUUUUUAACUUUAGUCGAGAGAAUUUUAAGUGUUUACUUUUUCUUUUUACUGUACUUUUGCAAUAGUCUGUGCAUAACUUUUUUCUUUUCAUCUUUUGUUAACACAGUAAAAGAUUAAGCCUGUUGCCUUAUAGAAUAGGAUGUAUUUAUCUUGAAAAGGCAAGUGAGGCUUAAGAAUUGCGCUGAAGAUUGCCCUGCACGUGCCUCUCCAGCUAGAUCUGGAUCCAGAAGAAACUGAUGGGGAGGCUGAAGCACAUGAAUCAGACGCUGACUUUUACCCAAAUCAUUUGGGAGAGGAAGGGAAGGCAACUUUUAUUUAUUUGUCUUUUUUUUUUUUUAUUAUGUUUAACAUUCAAGAUGCAUACUAAUUCUUUAUAUGCUAAUUGAAAUGAUGAAAUAAAAAAAAAAUGAAUGAAAUAAGAU
Xyrauchen texanus (razorback sucker) is the source of this 3639-nucleotide messenger RNA. Its product is annotated as serine/threonine-protein kinase Nek7-like. Gene Ontology annotation, molecular function: ATP binding; protein kinase activity. Bases 214 to 1116 code for a protein of 300 amino acids. Gene Ontology annotation, biological process: protein phosphorylation. The transcript has 10 exons. NCBI's taxonomy places the organism in Eukaryota, Metazoa, Chordata, Actinopteri, Cypriniformes, Catostomidae. The record is from RefSeq and is a predicted model, not a curated record.